This is a messenger RNA of Xenia sp. Carnegie-2017, 559 nucleotides long. RefSeq lists its product as uncharacterized. The coding region runs from base 6 to 419 and encodes 137 amino acids. The record is from RefSeq and is a predicted model, not a curated record. The transcript is spliced from 2 exons. Lineage: Eukaryota; Metazoa; Cnidaria; Anthozoa; Malacalcyonacea; Xeniidae.
UAAAUAUGGCAUAUACACCGCUCGCGAAGAGUUUUGGUGAGUUACCGGAUAUGGCAGGAGACGCCAAUAUUUACGAGCUGAAAGACGCUAACGUCCCCGAGACAGCCAAAGAAGUUCUUGUUUAUCUUUGGGCAACAACAAAAGGCGACGAAGCAUUUCACCGUUAUUAUUAUCAGAUUGAGACAAAAGAUGGCAAAAAAUCCUAUCGUCAAUACAUGAACGUUGCUGCAAGCCACGAUGUCUCUCUCAAUUCUGCCAACAUUUGGCUACCAGUGUUUAAAGAUCAGUUUCAAGUUACAGUAAAUUUGAAAGACGCAGAAACACCAUCAAACAAGAGCAGCAAAAGCAUUGCACAUCGGGAUGGAAAAGCAAAACAUGAAGUUACGUUCAGUGGAUUCUUUGUCAUUGGUUAUCGUUGAAAAUCCCCGUAAAAAAUUUCAAAAAACUCCGCAUUAAUUGAUUUCUUACAUAUACCUUUAUAUUUUUUAAUGUUGAACAUUUAGUUUUAGCAACAAAGCAUUGAACAUGCUGAACAAAAUAAAAACGAUAAAAAAGCGUG